This is a messenger RNA of Cyphomyrmex costatus, 3672 nucleotides long. RefSeq lists its product as uncharacterized. The transcript is spliced from 2 exons. NCBI's taxonomy places the organism in Eukaryota, Metazoa, Arthropoda, Insecta, Hymenoptera, Formicidae. The coding region runs from base 91 to 3165 and encodes 1024 amino acids. The record is from RefSeq and is a predicted model, not a curated record.
UAAGGAUAGGAGAAGACGUGUGUUGAGACGAGGAAAGAACAGUAAAGGGUCGUAGCGCGCCGAACAGAGAGGGACUAUCGUCUAGCAAUCAUGUCGAAUGGCGCCGAGAAAGAAGCAUGCUGUGAUACGGUAGAGUCUAAGAAAGACUCCGAGAUUGCCGUGAAUCAGCCAGACACAGACAGUGGCCAGCAACAGUUCGCGAUCAACAACACUGCCAACGUACUCGUUUCGGAAGAGAUUCAAAUACCAUCUGUUUUCCCGCAGACUGCACCAUUUGCAUCCUGUCCUAGAAUGGCUGACGACACUACGACCAUCCACGGGGACACGGAUGAUACAACGAUAUUGAUACCGUCUUCAAACCUCACCGAAUUCCAAAUUGAAUGCAAGCCGGAACCAGAUACCGAAUUGGUCACCUCGAACAACGAUGACCCAUUGGCAUUUGAUGAAUCUUCGACGUUACACUUUCCGAUAUUCAUACCUACAAUAAAGGAUCCCGUUGUUUUAUUGGAGAGAUGUGAUAAAAUUUGGGAAACAUUACAAUUAAUAAAGACUGUACAGGUUGAGAAGCUAACAGUGCCAACUAAUGAUGAUUGUAAUAAAAAUAAAGAGGAAAAGAAUGAGGAAAAGGUGCAACAUUUGGAUAAGGCUGAGCAAUCUGUAUCAUAUGUUAAGAGUCGACUUAGAUUGAAGAGUAAUAACGCAGUGCCACCUUUUAAGGUUUCUGUUCUAAGAACAAAGAAAUUAUAUCCUUGCACUACCUGUGGUAACCAAUACUUAGAAAGACGAUCCUUAAGAAAGCAUUCAGAAAGAGUACAUGGAAUUGUCCUUCCCUUACUUGUUCAACGUAAACGUUUGAAACAUAACGCUUUAAACAGAAAGAAAUUCAAUGGAGCACGUCAAGUUUCUUCCAUUAGCAAAGAAAAGAACAAUUCUGAAAAACUUUCUGAUAAUAAAGAUUCAGGUGAAAAGAUGACUACAAGGACAAAACUUACCAAAGUUGAAACUACUACUUCGCCGCCUACUACAUCGACACAGUUUGUCAAGUGUACAUUAUGUCAACAAAAAGUAUUAUCUUUAAGGAAACAUUUAAUUAAUUAUCAUAAAAUUGGAGGUUCUACAAGUGUAAUGGAACAGCUAGAAUCAUCAUUAUUGAGUGAAACUAAAACAUCGUCUGAAGAUAAGCAAACUGCAUUAAAAAAUGAACCACAUCAAGAUGGUUUCCGCAUAAUGGACAAUGAAAAUGAUACUCGUGGAACAUCCAAAAUCCAAGGAAAAAGAAGGUAUAAAUUGUCUUAUCCUAGAAAGAAACGCAAAUUGAAUAAUGAACGCUAUACAUUUGUUCAGAAUCCACCUACCAUCACACAGAAAAAAAUAUUAAAUGCUUAUUCAUAUAAAUGUGAUAUUUGCUUGGGAAUGUAUAAAACUGCUCACAGUUUAUGUAAACAUAAACGCAAUCACAUCUUACGUGGAGAAACUAAAGAAAAUUUUCAUAAAUUUCCAUGUAGAUACUUUAAUUCGCCAUUCAAUAAGAAUUACAAAUCAUUACAGCCUUCUAUGAAGUCUGCUAACACUGUUUCCAAAAAUGCUAAUAGUAGAAUAAAUAAAGAGGAUAAAUUGCAAUUAAAUAAUUCCAAGCCUAAUGCAUUGCGUAAUCAAAAUAGUUCAAUUUCUAAUCGAGCUAUUCGAUACAAUGAAAGAAUGAACAGAAAUAAUGAUACUACUUGUAUAUGCGGAAGAUCAUUUCGAAAUCCUCAUACCUUGUUCCUUCAUAAAAACAAUUGUGAAUUAUGUCAAAAUGAGGAUACAGUAAAGAACACUAGGGUUAGCAGUGAUAGAGACUCUGGUAUUGGCAUUAAUAUAACAAUCAAGAAACGAAAUGAUUCAUAUGAAAUAGUUGGUAAAGAUGAUGAAGAUAAACUUAAUGUCUCUAAAACAUAUUUUGAAGAAGAUACUUCAUCUGUGUCUCAUAAAUCUAAUUAUACCAAAAAUGUUGUUAAAGCGUCCAUUAAUCAGCAAGUAUUAGUUACAUCUGAUUCAUCUAAAUACAGUAAAGAUCAUAGUAUUUUGAAGUUAGAAGAUACAGAUGAAGACGUAAUCAUUGAUAUUGAAGACGAUGUACAAACUGGUCUUGAUGAAUAUAAUACAAUGAAGCAGAUGACUACACAAAAAAAUGGCAAGCAGAGUUCGUCACAAAACGAUAUGAAAGGUGGAAAAAUUGAAAAAUUUUUCGAUAAAGUCAAUACAUUGAAACAAAUGUGUCAAAAGGUUCUCGACGUUCGUAAAUCUGACAAUAUAGAAGAUAGGAAUGAAGAAUUUAACCAAAUUAAAGGAACUUGCAUGGAAAAUGAUCAAGUUAAAAAUCUAGAAGUAUAUCAAAACAAGCGAGAAUUACGAUCUACAAAUAAACGAUAUCUCUCUUCCAAAGUGAAAUUGGAUCAUUUCUAUACUGAAACAGAGGUUCGUACGAUACAAUUUAAACCAAUGAUGUGUGGAUACUGUAUGGAAGAAUUUAGUAAUAUUAAGUUAUAUGAUAAUCACCAAUGUACUGUUACAAAAGGCAGAUCAUUCGAUGAAUUUUCACUACGGUUACUAUGUUUCUUUUGUAAAGAGCUACUAAAUAGUUACAGCGAAUUCGAUGAACACAUGAGAUUCAAACAUUUUGAUCAUGGGUAUCAUUGUUUUCAAUGUCCCGAACGAUUCACGAAUGAUAAAUCACGAUUAUCUCAUUUUCAUUCGGAGCAUAACGAUUUGAUUUGUAAAUUUUGUGAUAAAAAGAUUAGUAUCUCGUCAAAGACUCCACACGAAGGUUAUCAUUUAGGUUUCGGUUAUCCCUGUCAUAAAUGUAAAAAGGCUUAUACAAAUAAUAAGAAUCUUUCUUAUCACAGAUACACGAUACAUUUUAAUGGAGCUGAUAACUUGGUAACUUGUACUAUAUGCUUGAAAUCUGUAAAACUUAAAACUUUCCGUGGGCAUAUGAAAGGGCAUAAGCAUAAUGCAUGUUAUUUUUGUGGCAAAGUAUUUUCUGAUAAGGUAGGUUUAGAAUAUCAUACCAUGAUGAAUCAUGGCACUAAUUCCAAAUUAAAAUGUAAUAUGUGUGGUACGCGGUUUUAUACUAAGAAACAACUUGAAAGACACGAGAAGAUCGAUGGAUGCAACAGAGAAUGAAAAGUUAAAUUGCAACAGAAUGUGCUAAAAAUCAUUAAAAAUAUUUUUUGUCUAAGAAAAAUAAUAUAUAUGAAGGAAAUGAAUUAACAAGGAAAGGCUUCCCUCAUGAAAUUAUAUAGAAUCUAUCGGAAUCCCACUGCUUUCGCGCGACUUUCGGAGUACUAGGUAAUAUAGAGAGGUGAGCACACCUGAAUAAUUUUAUCAGUUAAUGUUGUCCUAAUUGUGUACAUUUUGUAUACGUACAAUACAAAAUCACUAUUGUACAUUGUUCAAACGGUAUAGUCAAAAAAAAAAAAAAAAACGAGAUAAUUACUGAUUUUAUUUCUUAAAUAUAUUGGUUGUUAAUUUAAAAUAAAUAAAAUAUUUUUAUCCCCCUUUUUUGGACAAAUUCGUUCAUUAAAAUCAAAGAGGGAUAUCUGGGAGCCUUUCUCUGUAAGGCGAGAAUUGCUGUUGCAACAAUUAAAAUUUACGUAGAAUUAUUUUCAAGUCAAUUCUAAAUAUACAGGA